Aphanomyces astaci is the source of this 2189-nucleotide messenger RNA. RefSeq lists its product as hypothetical. Gene Ontology annotation, cellular component: precatalytic spliceosome. NCBI's taxonomy places the organism in Eukaryota, Oomycota, Saprolegniomycetes, Saprolegniales, Verrucalvaceae. Gene Ontology annotation, biological process: mRNA cis splicing, via spliceosome. The coding region runs from base 946 to 2142 and encodes 398 amino acids. The transcript has 5 exons. The record is from RefSeq and is a predicted model, not a curated record. Gene Ontology annotation, molecular function: RNA binding.
UUGCCGUCGUAUGUGGAACAUUCCAUCACCACCAUCAUUCGUGGUCGUAGGACGCGAACAGACGGAACGACGGGAUUGGCGCGCUCGUCCUUGACGUGGCUGCCACAUGGACAGCAGCGACGAAACGUUGACGACGAACCGCGUUAGACAACACUACUAGCGGCGGUUGAGGCAGGAACUCAAUGCAUUCGUGUACUACUGUAUCUUGAGCAUCCCUACCAACCGUGGACGCCCAGUUCGCCGUCUACGUUUCGUUGCUGCAGUCCACAUAGCAGCCAGAGUCGAGGACGAAUGGCAUUGGCCUCGAAUGCGAGUGUCAUGCCGCCGCGAUAAUUGUUCGUGCGAUUGGUGUUAGAUGAGGUGAUGGACUAUAGUACACACGACAAACUCUGCAUGCGCGCAGAAACUGACGACGAGCUCCUGGAGGAUCGCGUGGUGGUUGUAGCGUUGUGUUGGUUCCGUCGAGGUGCACCUCAUCCCCGACAGAAGUCGAAUACGCAACUUUGUACAGGUCUGAGAUAUCACCAUCAAGGUGGUUGUGAAUGUGCACGAUCAAGCACUGCAGCAACACUCGCAUCCAUGGACCAAAUGAACGUUGACGAAUCACUUGGGCAUCUCAAAUAUGUGAAGUUCCGAUCUAGCUGUAAAUUAGUUUUAAAUUAAUUUUGUAGACCCCCCAUGUAGAAAAAUGGAAUUAAUUGGGGGGACCCAUGCAUUUUGAAUGCGACGGCAGCCAAAAAUUGGUUGUCCAACGUCCAAGUGCGAUGGAUUUGUAUGGUGAUUUGGACAAGUACACGAAUGUACCAGCGACCGGCCAGUCUGGCCUGGGCUUCACGUCCGGUGGAGGAGCAAAGGACUCCAUGAAUCCAUCAAAGGCAGCAGCAUCUUCAAAGUCCGAGGUGGCUCCUCCCGCGAAAAGUAGUGUCCAUUGCUGCGUGAUUCUUGAUGCCUGAGCUGUCUCUGUGUGUUCUCCCAGGCAGUGCAGGAUCUAGCAGUGCACUCAAGUUCAUUCCUCGUCGUCGACGGGAGGAACCGGUACCUCGGCCCAGCCCGCUGACCACCGGAUCGUCUGACAGUGGCAUUUCGACUCGGUUUUCCCCUGCCAACGCCACCACGUCGUUGAAGACUUCGCUUGGCAUGGCAGCAUUCACGCCCGUGUCCGUGACGCGCAGCAAACAUGCUGUCACCGAUACCCCCGCAGACGACGUGUCGUUCUCGGCCGUCGACGCCAAAGCCAUGGACUUGCAUCGCCCGGACAGCGUGGUUGAAGAGUACGACCCACAUCGGCCCAACGACUACACGGCGUUUUGCGAAGAGCGUGAAAUUCGUCAAAAGAACGCCGAAGUUCGCGCAGAUUUGGAACGGCGGCAGAAGCGGCUGGAACGGGAACGGCUGCGAGACCGCGAGCAGCUCGACAAGGACUUGGAGGCCGGUCGGGUGCCUAACCUGGCCACAACGACCGUGCCAGGUGGCCGCGGUCGUGGGAUGAACUUGCCAGCUUGGAUGAUGAAAAAGAUCGAAGGAACAGCCGAACAUGAAACUUCAAGUACUCCGAGCAGACCACAGCACCCGUCACCAGUGCAAGGGCAAUUUGACGAUGUUGGUCAUGCCUCCACUACGUUGCGCCCCGACGCUUCGGACAAGACAAGUGCUGCGCCAUCGAGCAGUCAACCCCCUGCUCCGUCGGGUGGAGCUGCCGCGAAGGCGACUACGCCCCAUGUCCACGCUGCUAGUACUGUAUUUCCGUUGAAUGCAGCGCUUACCGCAGUGUGUGUAGGACCCGUGGAGGUGGUGAAGAAGGCGCGCCUGAGUCGCUUUGGCCAACGUAGCGAUGUGGACACCAAGCAAAGCGUGUUGUUGCUCCUGAAUAUGGUGGCACCUGGGGACGUGGACGACGACUUGAACGACGAAGUCAGGGAAGAAUGCGAAGGAAAGUACGGUCCCGUGGCACAGUGUAUCGUGUUUGAGGUGCCGUUUCGCGUACCCCCCGAAGAAGCGGUGCGUAUUUUCGUCGAGUUUGUGCACGAAAGUGACGCUGCCAAAGCCAUGGCUGGUCUGAACGGGCGGUUCUUUGGCGGACGCAAGUUGGCCGUCACCAAGUUUGACAAGGCGCAAUUCGAUCGACGGGACUUGGCUCCGUAGACCUAUAGUCGUGUCCUCAUAAAUGCAAUGAAACAUAUCACAGUCGA